This is a messenger RNA of Cryphonectria parasitica EP155, 1317 nucleotides long. Its product is annotated as MFS general substrate transporter. Gene Ontology annotation, biological process: transmembrane transport. Gene Ontology annotation, molecular function: transmembrane transporter activity. The transcript has 3 exons. Bases 1 to 1317 code for a protein of 438 amino acids. The record is from RefSeq and is a predicted model, not a curated record. NCBI's taxonomy places the organism in Eukaryota, Fungi, Ascomycota, Sordariomycetes, Diaporthales, Cryphonectriaceae.
AUGGGGACAGUCGAAGAAUCUGCUGCCCCCCGUCCGGCUUCCUCAAAAGGUACAGGCAGACCAGCAUGGAAAACGAGCGUCGUGAAUUGCGGAAAGAAGAUUCUUAUGUGGACACCUCCACGUUGUCGUUAUGAUCCGGACAAUCCUCCCAAGUUCAGUCUGGCUCUGAACCUGCUUUUUGCCCUGACCACUACGGUGACGGUGGCGAAUCUCUACUACGUCCAGCCCAUCUUGUACAAGAUUGCAGACACUUUCGAUGUGACCUUCGAGAGAGCCUCAUCGGUUGCGACCCUGCUUCAGGCAGGCUACGCCGCUGGUCUACUCUUCCUUUGUCCUCUUGGUGACAUAUUUCCUCGCCGACCAUACAUCUUGCUCCUGUGGCUUGCCCUGUGUUUAACACCCGAUUUCACCUCCUUCGCUGGCAUAUCCUUUGUGUGUGGAAUGACGACGGUAACACCUCAGCUCAUGCUGCCGCUCGUGGGAGACCUCGCCCCGGCCCACAGGAGAGCCACCUGCAUCUCCAUCGUUGUCUCUGGCCUCUCUCUCGGCAUGCUGAUUGCCCGUCUGUUAUCUGGAGUCAUAGCCAACUAUACCGACUGGCGCAACAUCUACUGGUUCGCCUUCGCCGCCCAGUACUGCAUCUUCAUCCUUCUCUUUUUAUUUCUACCGGACUACCCUUCCACGAACCCUGGCGGCCUGAACUAUUUCCACAUGAUGUGGAGCAUUGUCUACAUGUUCCUCACCGAACCUUUAUUGGUCCAGGCAUGCCUGAUCAACUUCCUCAUGAGUUCCAUUUUCACCUCCUUCUGGACCACCAUGUCCUUCCUCCUCUCCUCCCCCCCCUUUAACUACGACUCGCUUGAAAUCGGCCUCUUCGCCCUCAUCGGCAUCUUCAUCAUCUGCUGGGGCCCAGUCUACAGCCGACUCGUCAUCGACAAGAUCCAGCCGCUCUAUUCCUGCCUGCUCGGCAUCUCCAUCGAGAUGGCAGGUGUCGCGACGGGAACCUUCAUCGGGACCUUCACCGUCGCGGGGCCCAUCCUCGAGGCUAUCGUCAUCGACUUGGGUAACCAAGCCUGCAACAUAGCCAACCGCACGGCUAUUAAUGACAUCAACCCCAAGGCUCGCAAUCGGGUGAACACGUGCUACAUGAUCGCGGCGUUCACGGGCCAGCUGACGGGCACGGCGGUGGGGAAUCGACUGUAUGCUUUGGGAGGUUGGAGGGCGAGUGGGAGUUGUAACAGUGAGUUGAAUAUAUUAUCUUGCUUCCCCCUCUCCUCUCACAGAAAAUUCGAGAAUCAGAGAAACGUAUCGUUCUGA